AGCAGUCGGUGUUUGUUACUUGUCAUUUGUUUAAAUUCGAACUGAAUAUUAUAUUUUAAACAUCUUAAAUUACUCAAUCAAUAUAAAAUGUCUGGAUUCAAGUUUGAAGGCGAAACAGAUAGUAUAAGCACAAAGCAAAAAGAAUACAUUCUACAAGUGCUUGAGAAAAAAGGUUAUAAAGAUUGUAAAAUUAAUAUUAAAGCAGUUGGCAAGGCAGGAGAUAAUUUUGUGGCUAACGUCAAACGUAUGACCAUCGAAGAAAAUGGUAAAGAUAUUUUCAAAAUGAUCGCAAAAAUUGCACCAGUCAAUGAAUUAACUAGAGCCUUUGGCGCUUCUAUGUGGUUCAAUAAUGAAAGCGUCAUGUUCGGUGAAAUAUUUCGUAAAUUUUAUGAACUACAACAUAAAAGUGAUAUAUCUAAUGAGAAUUAUGCAUUUAGAGCACCAGAGUGCUAUGGCAUAAUAAUCGAACAACCAAAUGAAUUAAUCCUUUUGGAAGAUUUAGAUAACUACGCAAUGAAGGAUAAAAUGAAACCACUUACAAAUGAAAGCGUGAAAAUAAUUUUGAAAAAAUUUGCUAUAAUGCAUUCACUCUCCUUUGUCUGGAGAUCAAAAAAUUCUGAAGCAUUUGAGUUUACAACAAAAAAACUUCACAAUGUUUUUAGCGGCAUGAUCAAAAUGCCUGGAUUUUACCAGCAAUUGAUAAUGAUGGUGAAUAAUUCUAAAGCUAUAGUGAACGACAAUGAUUAUGAGAAAGUUUUUGAAGUUCUUACAAGCCAAUUGCCAGAUAUGCUGGAAAAUCUGGAUAAAAUCGAGGCGACGACGAAAUCCACCGUAGUUAUACAUGGCGAUGCUUGGAUUAACAAUAUGAUGUUCAAGGAACAAGACGGAAAAUUGGACUGCAUUCCAAUUGAUUUUCAACAAUCUAAAGUUGGCAGUCCGGCCUGUGACGUUCUCCACUUGAUCUUCACAAGUACAGACCACGAAACUAGACUUCAACACUUUAAAACAUGGAUAGACUACUACUAUACCCAACUGGACCAAUGCUUGACCAAUCAUGGCUUGGACACCAACCUUGUCUAUCCAAAGAAAGAAUUUGACGCUGAUGUGAAAAGAUAUUCAAAACUAUAUUUCGUAAUAGGAUUCUUUAUGUUUUCAAUGAUGUUUAUCAAGACAGAAGAUGCGGCUGCUCUUAAAGAGAUGCAGGAAAAAUCUACAGGAGACACAAAUGAAAUGUUUGCAAAUGCUGCAGAAUUAUUCGCGAGAAUCGACUGCGAAUCUUUGAGAGGUAGAUUGGUCGGCCUCGUUGAUAGCUUCAGAGAAUUUGAUUUUAUUGAUAUUUAAAUUAGUAGUUUCAUUAAAACAAAAAAUACUGCUACUGGAAUAUUUUUUGAAGAUGUGUUAACUAAAUGUUUUGUAUUUAUGAUAUACUAUUUGCCACCCCUGCUUCGCUCAAUACGAAGUCUAAAAAUCUUCGGAAAUGAAGUAGAUUAAUUGUAAUUUUGUAAAACUGUACCUCAAGAGUUAGAAUAAAUGAAUAAAUUGAUCAAAAAGUGCAUGUUUGUACAGUUCAUCGGCCAGGACCUGGUAUGCUGGAUUACCCUUGAGUUAUUAUAGUUCAGUAUACAGAUGCAAUACCUAAUCUGAUAGAUUUAAUAUUAGAUUUAAUAAAUAAACAAUGACAUGAUAAUGAUUACCACAUAGAUAAAUGUCCUAUAAUCAGAUAACUAUUUGCGCCGUUGUCAUUUAUCAGUAUUAAUUCACAAAAUACAUAUAUUGCCUCGGAACUUCCAUUUACAACCCCUGUCCCACCAAACAAACACACAUUGAGUACAUGUCGGAAUCAUUAAUCACGCUCGUAUGCAAAUUCAGUAAGUGCCGCUGAUAAAUGGACGAUGGUCAAGAUUUGAGAGGCUACUGUAUGUGGUAGCUUGAUAUGUUCUUUUUAACCCCGCACGAAAAAGAGGGGUGUUUUAAGUUUAACGUGUCAGUCUGUUUAUCUGUGUAUCGGUCUGUGUCAUCGUAGCUUCCAUACGGAGGAAAUGAUUUUUGUUUCGUUUUUUUUUUGUAUAAUAGAUAAUUUAUCCCGAGUGUUCUUGGCCAUGUUUCAUGAAAAUCUGUUUAGCCAUUCGAAAGUUGUGGCGAUAUGAAUAUUGAAAGUCGCGAGUUUUUUAAUUUGUCUGUCUUUUUUAAUUUGUCUGUUUGUUGUCGUUUUCCGAUAUAAAUCAUUGAGGCCAGGGUCAAUUUUCGCAAUUUAUCUCCCUCACUUGGGUCUUCGAUAUCAUUGGCACACGUAUAUUCUUUGACGACGACAAGCCAGCACAUGAACACUGUAUAAAAUUGAUUAACUACGUCUCACAUAAAAAAUAAAUAAAUAAUAUUAAGUAUUUAAAUAAUACGUAUUUUUCGAACGAUACCUCUUACAAAUUUUAGAUUUAUCUUUGCUGGGGAUAGAAGUUUUGGUUGCUAUUAAUUGUAAUCAGAUUCCAGUUUUCUACAACUAUUUUUUAAUUCAAUCUGAAAACAUAACUCAGUAUAAGGCAUGGUCAAAACACAUUAAAUCCUAACCUAUACACAGAUGUGUGUAACUAAUAAACUUUAAUAGAAAUUAAAAUUUAUAUUUUUUUAAUGUCCGAAGUCCAUAGUUACAGCAUCCGAACUAACACUGAUAUCCACUUGAUUUCAUUUUUCAUUCUUAAACCGUUUUGUCCAGACAAGGGUCCGAAACCAGUACCUUCCCAUUCAAAGUUGGUUUUUGUUCGCUACAUCAUCAGUUUUAUGGGCCCGAGGUUAUCAUUAACAUGGGUUUUCUGUACCCUUUCAGUAGUUCAUAAAUUAAUGUCAAACUUGUUUUAACAAAAGAUUUAGUUUUAUUUUGUUUUGAUCA
Molecule: messenger RNA, 2884 nt
Organism: Plodia interpunctella (Indianmeal moth)
Lineage: Eukaryota; Metazoa; Arthropoda; Insecta; Lepidoptera; Pyralidae
Exons: 2
Coding region: 88-1341 (417 amino acids)
Source: RefSeq, a predicted model, not a curated record